AUGGGGCCCGGAGCCAUUUGUGGUGGAGAGGAGACUCCAGGAAGACCACCCGACCUACAUGGCAGCGACCGGCAGCACCACAACUAUCAAUUGGACACCAAGCUGAUGAGUUGCCCCCCCCCACACUUUGGCUCCCAAGGCUGGCGCAACCAGAGCUCCCCCGCAACGAAGCACCCCAGCCACAGCUACCCUGGUGUGGCGCACCAAGCCCCAGUGGAGCAGCAGACCCGGCCCAGCAGAGAGCGGCCCCAGCAGAGCGGAGCAGUGCGCCAGGCCCAGGCCGAGCCCCAGCAGAGCGGAGCAGCGCGCGCCAAGCCCAGCCCGAGGCCCAGCCCGAGGCCCAGCCCGAGGCCCAGCCCGAGGCCCAGCAGAGCGGAGCAGCGCGCGCCAAGCCCAGCCCGAGGCCCAGCCCGAGGCCCAGCCCGAGGCCCAGCCCGAGGCCCAGCCCGAGGCCCAGCAGAGCGGAGCAGCGCGCGCCAAGCCCAGCCCGAGGCCCAGCAGAGAGCGGCCCAGCAGAGCGGAGCAGUGUGCCAGGCCCAGCCCAAGCCCCAGCAGAGCGGAGCAGCGCGCGCCAGGCCCAGCCCGAGGCCCAGCCCGAGGCCCAGCAGAGCGGAGCAGAGCGCGGCCCAGCCCAAGGCCCAGCAGAGCGGCAGCAGAGCGCCCCAGCCAGAGCGGCCCAGCAGAGAGCGGCCCCAGCAGAGAGCGGCCCCAGCAGAGAGCGGCCCCAGCAGAGAGCGGCCCCAGCAGAGAGCGGCCCCUUAA
Knipowitschia caucasica is the source of this 762-nucleotide messenger RNA. NCBI's taxonomy places the organism in Eukaryota, Metazoa, Chordata, Actinopteri, Gobiiformes, Gobiidae. The record is from the annotation of a GenBank genome assembly.